Messenger RNA from Tribolium castaneum (red flour beetle), 2721 nucleotides. RefSeq names its product scrawny (gene scny). The transcript has 7 exons. Gene Ontology annotation, molecular function: cysteine-type deubiquitinase activity. Gene Ontology annotation, biological process: regulation of apoptotic process; protein deubiquitination. Lineage: Eukaryota; Metazoa; Arthropoda; Insecta; Coleoptera; Tenebrionidae. The coding region runs from base 297 to 2516 and encodes 739 amino acids. Gene Ontology annotation, cellular component: cytosol; nucleus. The record is from RefSeq and is a predicted model, not a curated record.
AUAACCCUCCGUAAAAAUUAUAGAUUUGGAAAAGUACGGUUCAAUACCAAAAGAGCUCGUAGUUGUCGCGCUGCCCUUGGGGCGAAUUGACAUGCGCACUAGUGACAACAAGCUGAAAAUCGUCGUUCGGAGCAAAUUCUGGUGGUGCCACUGAUGUUCUAAAUAAAUCGCGCAAUUGGCGUUAUCUGAUAAAAAACCGCGUCGCGCCAACUCGCCCCCGAGCCAGUGUUCGAGACUAUGCUGCACCGACAGCCCCCGAGCCCCAGCUAGCACCGUUCGAAGCCAGACAAUACGGGAUGCCGGCGUCCACCCUCGAGCCCGUGAACGCGGCUUUGCGCUCCGCCCUCACCAAGACCGACGACAGUUCUCUGGACACGCAGUUGGCGGGAUCCACCAAGAAGGCCCUCCUGUCCAACAUCGACUUCGAGCCGGCCGGGAGCUACCAAAGCACCGUCUUGGACAAACUCAAGUCGAAGUACAUCGUGUUGAAAAGCUCGGAGACUCCGCAGCCCAGCAAGCCUGAGGGAGACAUGGGCGCGGAUGAAACGCUCAAAUUGGCUAGUUACGAGCUGUAUCCUUUUGAAGCUGUGCAGUUAGGUUGGAGUAAAUGUGACUGGUCAGUGGGGGCCGGCAUGAUUAACAUGGGAAAUACCUGUUAUCUCAACUCUACGCUUCAAGCACUUUUCCACGUUCCCGCUCUUGUCAAUUGGCUCAUUUCUGAUAAGGAACACACAGCUGAAUGCCAGGACUCAGGUGGGCUGUGCAUAAUAUGUGCAAUGCGGAAGACUCUCCAAGACUCCCAACAACGUAACACAAACACAAUCCGUCCUCUCCUCAUCUACAACAAGCUGCGUUUGGUGUGUCGAAACCUCAUCCCGGGUCGGCAAGAAGAUGCGCACGAAUUUCUUAGAUAUCUAGUGGAAGCAAUGGAAAAAUCCUAUUUAAGUCGAUUUAAAAACCAUUCCGAAUUUGAUUCAAAAGUGAAAGAGACCACACCUCUCAAUCAAAUACUAGGCGGAUAUUUAAGAUCGGCAGUGAGAUGUUUGAAGUGUGGUCACGUCAGCACCACCUUCCAACACUUUCAAGAUUUACUAUUAGACAUUAGGAAAGCUCAAACGCUCGACGAGGCGUUGGAAGGUUACUUCUCUAGGGAAAAAUUGGACGAUGACUCGUAUCAUUGUCAGUCUUGUCAGAAAAAAGUACCUGCAACAAAACAGUUCUCCCUUGAAAGAGCCCCUAUGGUUCUUUGUAUACAACUCAAACGGUUUUCUGUUAGCAAUAAUAAAAUUACUAAACAUAUACAUUUUCGACAAAGACUGGAUCUAACAAGGUAUGCCAGACAUCGUCCCAGUGUUCCACUGAUCUAUAGACUUGUUGCCUUAGUCACACAUAUGGGACCUACUGUUAAUUGUGGCCACUACACUGCAGUUGCCCAAGCGCCGUCUGGUAAUUUUUACCAGUUUGAUGAUAGUAUGGUGCGGGUGAUAUCUCACCAAGCUGUGUUCAAUACAAACGCAUACAUAAUGCUGUACGAAUUAGAGUCAUCUCCAUUUACCAAAUCAAAUAACGGGACAAACAACAAGAUAAAACCUCCGCUUUCUCCCGAAGCAAAUACUAGCAACAACACAUCAAAAGCUUCACUGAACGGUAUCGGUUUUACGAGCGACAAAGUCUACGGCCCCGAACUGCCCCCCGACCGAGUAGAAAAGAAAAUCAACGGUGUUAACCCCACACCGGUCACUAACGGUAACGGAAAUCACUCAGAGAGUUCCGGAACGAGCGACAGCGAACCGGAAAAUCCGCAAAAAAGUCCACAAAAAGAAAACAAACCGGUGGCGACACCUCCGCUUCCCCCGAAAAAAUCAAUGCCUAGCAUAAAUAACGAGGAAACCGCCAAAUCACCACUAAUGCAAAAGAAUCGGACGUUAUCGCCACGCAAUACUAAUAGUACAACACCGAUUAGUUCAACAAAUGCGGAAAAGAAAGGGUCAUUUCAGCCGGUUACUACGAAAUUGGUUCCGUAUGAGACGGACGAUUCGAGUUGUUCCGACGAAUCGAAUCAGUCGCCACAGGAUGUGGAGUAUAGAGUUUCUACGAAGGCGGCAGUGGGCGAUUGGAAGGUUACUUCAACUGAACCAACGACGCAGAGUAAAAGUUGGGGAGAGAAAAAACAAGAUGGGACUGUUAGCGAAUUGUUCAAAAUGUCCCACAGUGGGUAUUCGGCACCUGUUUCCUCGUGGAACGGUACUAGGUCUCAGCUAGAUAAGGAAAUUAGCAACGAAAGGAGAGAAGACAGAAAGAGAGCUUUGAGUGAUAAUUCGGACCAAGGCAAAGUCAAACAUCAAAAACUGAAUAACUCCUACAAGUCUAAUCCUGGUUACAAUCCCGUACAAGAAUUUCACAACACUAAGAACUGGAGUCAGAACAACGGUUACAAGCCGUUUUAUUCGGGCAACCGGCACCGUCGUAAUUUCCACCACAAAAGCUUUCAUAAAAAUUACCGCUUUAGGCAGUGAUUAAUUUUAAGGUUGAAUAUUUUUACAUAGGCAAUUGAACUUGUAUAAUUGUGCAUAUUAUGUCACCAUUGUUUAGCAUAACUGAAUUUGUGAAUUUAUAAUGUAAGUAUUUAUAUUUUUAAACAAACUAUAAUUCCUAAUUUUGAUUGAAAAACCGAUGUAAUAAAGUAGCGAUAGUAUAAUUAACAAUGAAAUCUUUUAGGAA